GGAAAACACUGCUGACGUGUCAAACCCAUGUGCGAAAUCCUACACACCUGUUGCUUGGCUUGCGGGGCCCAAACUUCCACCGUAACCGUUGAUAUUUAAUCACACGGCACAUCAACGGUUCAUUUCCACCGUUUCUGAUGGGUCCCACUGUGAUUUAUAACUCCCAACCUUGUUUUAAAGUACUACUGAACUCUGCCACUCUCUGGUUUCUACUGACCCGACUUCUUCCUUGUUAUCUUUCUCCUCAUGGACUCUGUUUCUUCUGCACACCCCAAAUGGCUCUUUUCCGUCAUCGUACUCGUUUGUUACGCGACGGUCACCAUACGUGCGGACCUCCCCGGUACGUGGGAGCUUCUUGUCCCGAACGCCGGCAUUGCCUCGAUGCACACGGCGGUGACGCGCUUCAACACGGUGGUUCUCCUGGACAGGACUAAAAUUGGUCCAUCCCGCAAGAUGCUCCCCAAAGGCCAUUGCCGGAGUGACAGAAAAGGGCACGACUGCUACGCUCACUCCGUUCUUUUCGACCCGCAAACCAAAGAAAUCCGACCUUUGAUGAUCCUCACCGACACCUGGUGCUCGUCGGGACAGUUCUUGGCAGACGGGACUCUGUUGCAAACGGGUGGUGACUUGGACGGGUUUAAAAAGAUUCGUAUGUUUCGACCGUGCAAGGUUGGUGGGUUUUGUGAUUGGGUGGAAUUACAAGACGUGGAGCUGGCGAAUGGGAGGUGGUACGCGACGAAUCAGAUACUGCCGGACGGUAUGGUGAUCAUCGUUGGGGGAAGAGGAAGCAACACCGUCGAGUAUUAUCCUCCGAGGAAAGACGGUGCCGUGGUGUUCCCGUUCUUGGCUGAGACGGAGGAUUCUCAGAUGGAUAACUUGUACCCUUACGUACACCUCCUUCCCAACGGUCACAUUUUCAUCUUUGCCAACAACAAGGCAGUUCUUUAUGAUCAUCAGGAAAACAUAGUAGUCCGGAAUUAUCCACCCUUGGAUGGGGGCCCACGUAAUUACCCUUCAGCAGGAUCAUCAGCCAUGCUGGCGCUUCAAGGCGACUACUCGACCGCUGUCAUUAUUGUCUGCGGUGGGGCUCAGUUCGGUGCGUUCAUCGAGAGGAGCACCGACACCCCAGCUCACGGUAGUUGCGGGCGCAUAGUUGCCACGUCACCCGAACCGGAAUGGGAAAUGGAAGACAUGCCUUUUGGGCGGAUCAUGGGCGACAUGGUCAUGCUCCCAACUGGGGAAGUUUUGAUCAUUAAUGGAGCCCAAGCCGGAAGCCAAGGGUUCGAGAUGGCGUCGAACCCGUGCUUACACCCGGUUCUUUAUCGCCCGGAUCAACCAAUCGGGUUACGGUUCAUGACUUUGAACCCAGGCACAGUACCCAGAAUGUACCACUCAACGGCAAAUCUAUUGCCUGACGGGCGGGUAUUACUGGCCGGAAGUAACCCACAUGUUUUCUACAAAUUUAACAUUGAAUUCCCCACCGAAUUACGGGUUGAAGCUUUUUCGCCGGAAUACUUGUCAGCCGAUCGGGCAAAUAUCCGACCCGCAAUUGAGGAGAUUCCGGAGACGGUACGUUACGGCGAGACGUUUGAUGUGCUUGUAUCGGUUUUGCUGCCGGUGGUGGGGAUUGUGGAGGUUAAUUUGAUCAAUGCCCCUUUUGCCACGCAUUCAUUUUCACAGGGUCAAAGGCUGGUCAAACUCACCGCUACCCCAUCGGUUCCUGACGGUAACGGUCGGUACAAGAUCGGAUGUACAGCGCCGCCUAACGGUGCGGUCGCUCCGCCGGGUUACUACAUGGCUUUCGCAGUCAACCAAGGCGUCCCAAGUGUGGCACGUUGGGUACAUUUAAUUCCUUGAUAACUAAUUAAAUUUAUAUUUUUCCUUUUACAUUUGUUAAAAAUAACUGCAAUUGUCUAAGUGUGGAUACGUGGGUAAUUUGCAAUUUUUUGUUUCAACAUUUAUCCAGUUUAUAGAUUAAACUGUA
This is a messenger RNA of Carica papaya (papaya), 1984 nucleotides long. RefSeq names its product glyoxal oxidase-related protein. The record is from RefSeq and is a predicted model, not a curated record. NCBI's taxonomy places the organism in Eukaryota, Viridiplantae, Streptophyta, Magnoliopsida, Brassicales, Caricaceae.